GCCGCCGGCGACGUCGGUAUCAACGUCGCUAGCGCGGGGCACGCAGCUCUGCAGCUCCCUCGCGGCGCCACGGCGCACUCCGCGUGGGCCAUCCCUGUGGGUGACUACCCGGAGCUGUUCAGCAACUUGAGCGUUCGAUCGGCAGCGGGUCUCCACAUCGCACGCGCUCCCGUCAUCCAGUGGGAUGAGCGGCCUUGCAUCCGCAAGGCAGCGUGGGAAUUGUGCUCGACCCUGCUCGACGCCCUGAAAACGCAGCACCCUUGCGAGUGCCGGCCCGAGGUCCUCAUAUUCUUCGGGGACUUCCGCCAAGCCAGCCGCCGCGUCAUCGUCCAAAGCGCCGUCCAAAGCUCCUCCUCGUGGUCGAGGUUCACCCGGUACUGCCUCGGCCGCGUCUGGCGGCAGGCUGAAGACGCCUCCUUCUGCCGGUGGAUUGACGGCAUCGGUGGCGGUGCCCAAGCUACUCAGAGGAACGGUGCUGGUGACGGGGGAUUCGCGCCCUUGCGCGACAUCGCCACCGUGCUUGACGAGGCGGCGGCCAUUCGUCACGCAUUCCCUCACCUCAACGAACCACACUCUUCGAACUCCAAGAUACUGGCCGUUGUGAACACACUGGUGGGCGCGCACAACGAGCGCAUCCUCCGCGCGUUGGAACGCACCUUCCUGUGCCCCGCGCACCAUUUGCUGAGCGCCGACGCCCUGAACAUCGAUUCUGCUGGCCUCGUUGAGCCGCACCUGGCCGCAGAGUUUUUCGCGCUGCAGUAUGCCCCCGGUGCGCCGCCCCAUGACCUGCGCAUUGUCGUCGGAGGGCUCUUCGAGCUCAUGCGGAACUUCAGCCCUGCCGAGCAGCUCAUGCACCGCGUUCCGGUCAUCGUCAAGGCGGUUCACCACCACCACAUCCUCAUAGAAACGUUAGAUGGCCGCCAGUACCCAUUGCCUUGUUUUCCGCUGGUAGAUCGCCAACGGCCCGUCCACAAUGGCGCGUCGGCAGUAUCCAUUGCGAGCGGCGUGCGCCUCCUCAUGCAACCCAGGGCAAGGCCCGUGCGUGCGACCCUGGACGUGCGACGGAGCCCUGUUGCGCGCGGGCACCUCUAUGUGGGCUUCUGCAGGGUGAAGAAGCGCGGUGACCUACGCGUUCUCCCCGACAGUGAGAACAUCGACCGCAACGGCAAUUCCUUAGUGCGCAAC
Molecule: messenger RNA, 1185 nt
Organism: Prorocentrum cordatum
Lineage: Eukaryota; Dinophyceae; Prorocentrales; Prorocentraceae
Source: the annotation of a GenBank genome assembly